UAAACCCGCGCGCAUUUUAUCCUUAAUUUGGUAGUGCAUGACGCUGCUACAAGUUCAUUAGAAAUACUAAAUUUCUUUUCAAUUGUGCAAGAUUUUUUUUUCUGCGUCAACAGCACGGUGGCAAAUACUUGCUAAAGAAGUGCCAACUUUCAGUUUAAAACCACUCUCAAAUACUCGAUGGGAAAGCAGGGUUGAAGCAGUAAAAGCUCUACGUUUUGAACUGGGAAAAGUGUAUGAUGCCUUUUUUACCAUAUAUUCCGAUAGGAGCAAAGAUGCGGAGUCAAAAAAUAUGGCAAAUUCAUUACUGGGAAAAAUUAAGUCGUUUAAAUUCAUCUACUCUCUGCUUAUUUGGUUUGAAAUUUUAAGCAAGAGAAAUAUAGUUAGCAAGGCACUUCAAAAGUCAGAUGAUGUAUUGUCAGAAGCGGUGAAAAUGAUUGAUAAUGCAAAAAUAAGUUUAUCUGAAUUCCGUAAUGACUCCGCUUUUGAAAAGCUCCUUAACAGCGGGAAAACUGUAGCGGAAAAAGUCGAGGCAAUAGCAGAAUUUCCCACACCUGCGCGCCCUCGCGCUCGUAAAAGGGUUUUUAAUUAUGAGGCGGAGGAUGAACCGAUCACAGACGCGAAAAUACAUUUUAAAGACAAUUUUUACUACUAUUUAUUAGACACCGCAAUUACUAAGUUCGACAAACGGUUCGAACUUCUCAAUCAAAAUAAUGUAGUUUUUUCAUUUCAUCAAAAAUUGACACAAUGGAAGGAUUUGGACUCGGAUACAAAAAAAAAGCACAUUGUUCUAAUUUAGAAAAUAAACUUUGGCAAGCUGGCUCUUCAGACAUGGAAAAGUUCGAGCUCUUGAAAUCGAAUUAUUAUCGAUGUUUAUUGAUGAUUCCACUACGCCGUUGGAUAUUUUAAAUUACUUGUUUACGAAUAAAUUGAUUUC
Chilo suppressalis (striped riceborer) is the source of this 934-nucleotide messenger RNA. The record is from the annotation of a GenBank genome assembly. NCBI's taxonomy places the organism in Eukaryota, Metazoa, Arthropoda, Insecta, Lepidoptera, Crambidae.